Messenger RNA from Scheffersomyces stipitis CBS 6054, 318 nucleotides. RefSeq lists its product as uncharacterized. The transcript has a single exon. Lineage: Eukaryota; Fungi; Ascomycota; Pichiomycetes; Serinales; Debaryomycetaceae. The coding region runs from base 1 to 318 and encodes 105 amino acids. The record is from RefSeq and is a predicted model, not a curated record.
AUGAUUGCUAGACCGCUGAGAAAUGUUGCCAGAGUAGUAUUCAAGAGAUUACAGCACUCAGCUGCCGAAUCUGCAUCUACUGCCAAGGCUUCCGGCUUCAACAACAAAUUCAAUUUCAACAUAAACCCACCUAAUGUGCAUGAAUACUGGAACUACCGCAAUGCCAGUGUGUUAUUGGCAGUUAUUCCCGUUUACUUAGGUGUUGGCUAUGUAGCCAAGUAUCUCGGGGCCAAUCUUGACGGCUUUGAGGGUCUCAUUGAGUUUGCUGACAACGAUCAGUUGAAGACUCUCAAGUUUGGUGAGCCACAGACGAAGUAG